CGUGGUAGUUCCCCUUCUUACGUCUCCCAGCUUUCCUCUUUUGCAAAAUCUCCCUUUCGUUUUUUCUGUUGGAUAAUAAUACAUACAUAGAAAACAAAAGGAAAGGAAAAAAAAAUUAAGGAGAAGAAAAAUGGUGAGGCCGAAAAGGGAGAGGGACGACGGGGUUAAUCAUAAUGGUAACGGCCGAUACAAGGGUGUACGGAUGAGGAAGUGGGGAAAAUGGAUAGCCGAAGUACGGCAACCGAAUAGCGGAGGAAGAAUAUGGUUGGGUUCUUACAAGACAGCUGAAGAAGCUGCGAGAGCUUACGACGCUGCCGUUUUUUGUCUGCGUGGGACUUCGGGCAAGCUUAAUUUUCCCGACAAUCCUCCGAAUAUAGCGGACGCCAGUGAGUUGACGCCUGCCCAAAUCCAGGAAGCGGCAUCCAGGCACGCGCAUACGGUUACUGAAGGAGCGGAAGCGAGAGAAGAGAUGGCGGCGGCUGGGAAGUCUUACGCAGCAGAGUGUUAUUUGGAUGAUGGCAGUGUUGGAGAUGGGUCGGCCAGAGCUUAUUAUCACUCGCCUAGUGAUUCGACUUUCUAGCUCUACGAGUUUCCGGUCUCUUUUUUUUUUCUUUGUUUUUUUCUACUCCCUAAAAUAUUAGUUAGAAACUGGUUUUUCCAAGGUUUUAGAUGCAAAGUAAUACCCACAAUCCUGCAUCACUCAAUCCGAAUGUUGCCUAUGAUACAUCAAUGCUACAGCUUGGCCUCCCAGCACAUGCCUAGAAAAGAAAUUUUAUAAUUAUAAAUACUCCAUAAAUUACUUUAUAAAUCGAAUUUUUUUCAUAGUAUGAUAUUAAGGG
Durio zibethinus is the source of this 839-nucleotide messenger RNA. The record is from RefSeq and is a predicted model, not a curated record. Lineage: Eukaryota; Viridiplantae; Streptophyta; Magnoliopsida; Malvales; Malvaceae.